This is a messenger RNA of Durusdinium trenchii, 582 nucleotides long. The record is from the annotation of a GenBank genome assembly. NCBI's taxonomy places the organism in Eukaryota, Dinophyceae, Suessiales, Symbiodiniaceae.
AUGACGGCAAGAAGCCAGACUAUGCAAAUGAUGGUUCGGCCUUGCGACUUCGACGGUGCUGGCGAGAGUAUGACGCAGCAGGCGGACCUAGCUGUACAAGAACUGCAUGCAGCUUUGCACCGAUGCCGUCCGCCUCGCUGCUUUCCUUUCCAGAAUGCGUAUUCUGAUGGUUUGAGGCUGGGUGCUACGCUGGGCUACUUGGAAGCUGAAGGCUUUUUAACUGACUGGACUCCAUCCAAGACAUGUACUGUUGGAGUAAAUCCACUGCUGUCAAUUCUUCCAAAGCGUAGAGAUGCCAAUGCUAUGGUGAUUGACCUGCGCUCCAUCUCUAGUUUGACUGGUUCAGAGUACAUGAGGUUUUCCCUGCAUUGCGGUGCAGCCCUCUACGACGCAGUGCAGACACUUGCCCGCCACGGCAAGGCAACAGUAGAUGAGCUAAGCCAACGUGGUACACUAGUUCACGGCUGCAAAGAUCAGCCACUGAAGAAGAGGCGGAAGGAUGAAAAACUGCCAUAUGAAUUAGUGUUACUGCUUAGAGUGCUUCUUCAUGGCAACGUGCUGUUCUUGAAUGAGGAUGGCUGA